CAGACACUACCCACCACAAAAAGGUAAGCAUACUGUAGUCUGAACCCUGCAUUUCUGUACCUGCAUCCAUUAUCUGCGUCCGCCCUCUUUGUCUCGCCUUGUUCUCCACCAACCCCGGUCUUUGAGGGAGUCUUUAUCGAUAUCCUCCCUUUCACAACACCGACUCGGCCUUGUCCUCGACAGAACAUCGCCGAAGCAGAGCCAUGUCUUUUGUCACCAUCGAUAGCGGCAAUGAGUCCCUUUAAGUAUUCAGCAAGGGAAAUCCCUUCAACUCGAUAUAUCGAUGUUUACUUCAUCUUAUUUCACACGAAAUUGUCUCAACACCAAAUGUCUUACACGUUCUCGUCCAAACAUUCCCCACAAGAAACACCAUUCCACCCUCGCUACAUCUUAGCCUCGUCGCAUUCAUCAAAGACACGGAAACAGCUAUUGCCAAGCGGCAUUGGUUUGACGUUUGCUCAACUGAAACCAGCCACACCUAAUACCUCUCAAGCUUAUAUAACUGACUCUAUUUCCAGUUCACCCCAUUCCGUCUUGUGUGUCUGUUCACCGAUCACCAUGAAGGCGUCUAUGUUCCUCCUCGGCGCUAGCGCCAUCUUGGCUUCGGCCAGCCCUAUUCGAAAUGCUCUCGAGAAGAGAGAGAUUGAGAAGCGAGAGAUGAAGACCGAGUGGGUCUACGAGGUUGUUACCGUCACUGUUGUUGCUGGCGACGAGCCCGAGACCACGGCUCCUGCGGCCACAAAGCCCACUGGCGUUGUGUUUAUGGAAGCCCCUGCUCCCAAGUAUACAGCUCCUUCAACCACCAAGGAGGCUGCGAAGCCCAAGAAGGUCAAGAAGCCUGUCAGCAAGCCCUCAACCACCAAGGAGGCCCCUAAGGUUACGGUCGUUACUGUCGAGCCCCAGCCUGAGUCUACUAAGGAGAGCGUCUAUGAGUCUCCCGCACCCGUCGUCGAGAAGCCCAAGACUACCGUCGAAAAGGUUGUCGCUAAGCCUACCAAGGCUGCCGAGCCCAAGGUUGAGGUCCCUGCUAGCGGCGGUGAUGACCUCUCUCUGGAUGGUGCCUAUAACACUGUUAUGCUCGCCUACCACAACAUCCACCGUCUUAACCACUCUGCCUCUGCCCUUGAGUGGGAUGAUGAGCUUGCCGGCUACGCCGAGAACACCGCCAACGGUUGUGUUUUCGAGCACGACAUGAAGCAAGGCAAUGGCGGCUACGGCCAGAACCUCGCUUCUUGGGGUGCCACAAGCGACAUUGAUGGCCUCAAGAACAAGGCCGCUGCUGGUGGUAUUACCAACCAGUGGUACAACAACGAGAUGGCCAACUGGGCUUUCUAUGGCCAGGAGAACCCUCCUGCUGAUAUGAACAUUGACCUCUACGGCCACUUCACUCAGGUUGUCUGGAAGGACUCCACGAAGGUCGGCUGCGCCACUGUCAAGUGCCCUGCCGGAACUGUUCUCAGCUUCCCCUCUUGGUACACCGUCUGCAACUACAACCCUCAGGGUAACUUUGGCGGCCGUUAUGGCGACAACGUUCUCAAGCCCAAGGGCGAGAAGCGCGUUACUGUCUAAGCUCUAAGCUCUUUGAUGAACGGAUAUGGCACGCUUCUACAUCGUUCGCGGGUAUGAGGAAUCCCGGCAUGUCUUGGUUGGCAAGCACUCGUAUCUAGUGAGGUGGCAGAAGACGUAGCCCCCUAGACCACGUCUACAGCAACUGUUUCCUUUUUCUCUUCAUUUCGAUUCUCAAUGUACGUUACGCAUCAUCGUACUUUACGAUCUUCUUUGCUCAACAUGGGGCCACCUGGCCAACUUUUCUUCUUCUCAUGGUCUUGACUUUACAUGCCUGGCGUCUAAGAAAAUGAUAUCAGAUAGGGAUUGAGGGCGCGUAAGGAAUGAGGAUUAACGAAGAGUGCCUGUGCAAGUUCUUUCAAACCGCGUUGUCUCUUCUUUUCAUUGCCUGGUAGUGAGUCAUGUAUGAAUUGACUCUUUUCCACGGCCGUUUUGGGGUUUUACAAAAGGGUGUUUGAUGAAUGCCUCCUGCAGACAGUUGCAUGUCGAUAGACACAAAUGGCACCAAGAUUUUGCCAAGACA
Molecule: messenger RNA, 2089 nt
Organism: Fusarium odoratissimum NRRL 54006
Lineage: Eukaryota; Fungi; Ascomycota; Sordariomycetes; Hypocreales; Nectriaceae
Exons: 3
Coding region: 232-1569 (445 amino acids)
Cellular component (GO): extracellular region
Source: RefSeq, a predicted model, not a curated record